Microplitis demolitor is the source of this 3114-nucleotide messenger RNA. Its product is annotated as proton channel OtopLc-like. Gene Ontology annotation, biological process: proton transmembrane transport. Lineage: Eukaryota; Metazoa; Arthropoda; Insecta; Hymenoptera; Braconidae. The coding region runs from base 42 to 2318 and encodes 758 amino acids. The transcript has 8 exons. Gene Ontology annotation, molecular function: proton channel activity. The record is from RefSeq and is a predicted model, not a curated record. Gene Ontology annotation, cellular component: membrane.
AGGACUUAAUAACUCGAGGGUUGAAAGAGAUAAGAAAAAUCAUGGGAGAAAGUUCACCUGAUCUAAGUCUUCGACUUCGUCGAGGAAGUUCCGAUUCACGAGACUCAUUUUAUAUGGACUUUGCCCAGGGCAUAGAUUCAGAUAUUGAAGAAGUAACGAGACCGAGAGAAGAUCAAUUAGAUGAAAAUCGAUUAGAUGAAAACGAUGAAAUGCCGGAAAAUUUUCCGCCAUUGGACGAUAUUUGCACGACGAUACCUGAGGAAGCAUCUGAAGAAUUACGAGAAGAAGAAGAAGAAGCAGCGGCAGCGGCAGCAGCCGCCCUAGAGGCCGCGAGGGAAACUUCCGACUCGUCAGUAAUUUCCGGUGAUGUUACUGGGAAAAUUAAAAAAAAACAAAAAAAUAAAAACGAUUGGCCGGGACUUCCGGCGGCAUUACCAUCACCGGCAUCACCCUCAGCAGUAAUAGUAUCACCGGAAACACUAUCAAGAAAUAGCAGUAGUUCACCGUCCCGUACGCAUCAUGCAGUUGGAGGAUUUGCAUUAGCAUUGCCCUGCCCACCGCGACCAAUUCCAGCUGUCUGCUAUCCAGCCCCGACCUUCAUCGAGGUCACCGAUGAUGCAAACAAUAAGCACCUGGGAGCAUAUGCAUUAGCAACAACACUAAGCGCUCUGUACGGUAAAUUGUUAGUAGUAAUGGGCAUCGCAUUUCCAAUGUCCGAAGUGAUAUCAUCAUAUAUACCGCCUUCAUUUUACGAGGGUUUCUACCUGUAUCUAUACUUUGGCAGUAUGCUCUUCUUGCUCUGUAUGCACUCACUUAUGCUGAUCGAUGGUAAACCAAAGCAAAAAAAUGAUACCAAAGAAAUAAGUGAUUUAGAUUCAUCUAGAUCCUCAAGUGGUGCUGCGGACAGUGAUUCGCCAAAUAAUGGAUACACGAAUCCAAGUGGAUUAAAAUUAAAUCAACACUACGGAAGUUUUUAUUUGCGUAUGGGAGCUGUUGCUUUUGGAAUCGGCUCAAUGAUAUACUCAGGAUUAGAAUUCGGACAGUAUUUUGAACUUGAACGUAACACAAAAUGUCACAAUAUUAUGCUAGCACUUACUCCAGCGACGCGUAUGGCUUUUAUAUUUAUACAAAUGUACUUCAUUUUCUUAAACAAUCAGCAAAUGAAAGUUUCUUCACAUCGACUACUCGCACGCUUCGGACUCAUGCACAUGAUCGGUACUAAUUUAUCAGUAUGGCUUAAUGUCCUUGUACAGGAGACUAAGCAUGAAAUACUUACAUUUUAUAAUCCGGAAAAUAAUUCAUUGAAAAUUUCUCAUAGACUUGGAGCAAAAGGAAUCCAUCUUGGCGGACAUACGCACACACAUCACGGCGAGCUUGCUCGAGUAACACGAGGAUUAAAAGGCCCUCAUCACAUGUUCGAAUGCCGUCGAACAAAUAUAAUGGGUUCACUAGUCCAAGAUGCAAGUCCAUUUUUAUUUCCCUGCACUAUCGAGUAUAGUCUAAUUUGCGCAGCUAUUUUAUACGUUAUGUGGAAAAAUAUUGCUAAAACAAGACCAACAAAUAAUUUAACAACCGGAAUUUCCGGUGCAAAUCAUCAUGCUCACGCUUACAGAAGAUCACCGCAUUACUACAGCGUGGACUGUGCUCGUGCUCACAAAGGACUCUUCGUAGGAAUUUUAAUCCUCGUCCUGACAAUAAUCUCCCUAAUUCUAUUUUUCGUUCUAAUCUCGCGCUCCGAACUCGUUAGUUUCGCCGUUACCGAAGUUAACGUCUGUGAACUAACUCUCUAUGGAAUGUCAACAGUUGCAACUUUAAUUGGUAUGAUACAAAUGCGUAGAUUGCGGUACGACGGUAACCGUAAUCUAGAAUUAGACAAUAUCCUACUGAUAGCUGCCCAAACUGGAAUGUUUAUCUACUCAACAUUCACAAUAAUCAGCGGUUACUUUACCCUCGAGCGCAAUACUAUUCUAGUUUUAGUAACGGCAUUGGCCAGCGUUAUACAGACAACAUUUCAAACGAUUUUUAUUCUCGACGCGUCAAGACGUUCGGUAUCAACACCUGAACAAAUAAGACGUAAACCUGGACGUGAAAUAGUUACAUUUUUACUUGUAACAAAUUUAGCAAUGUGGGCAAUAAAUACAUUAGAAAAAUCACGAGCAGAGUCACAUCCAGUACAAUUGCACUUUUACGGUCUAUGGGCAUGGACAAUUAUCACACAUGUGUCAAUGCCAUUAGCGAUAUUUUAUCGGUUUCACAGUACCGUUUGUUUGUGUGAAGUAUGGAAGAGAGCUUAUAAAGUAAAACCUACAUAUAUGUGACGUAAAAAGAUAACCAAGGGGACCAUGACCAGCGUUGUUACACAAGAGUGUUUUGAUUCUUGUCAAUUACACGGUAAUAUUACGCGUCUUGAUUCUAUUAAUGAAAAUGACCCGACUUAUUUUAUGUGAUUGUGAUUUUACUCGUAAUUUAUUUAUUAACAAGUCCUUUGUUUAUUUAUUUGACACUCAGGAAGCAAUAAAUUAUUUAUUAUUAUUAUUAAUAUCAAUAUUAUUAUUCAUAGUUUUAUUUGGCUGUAAAUUAAUGAGGUUGAGAUACGAGUCUAUUUAAAUUUUUAAACCAAGACAUUUUUAAAAAUGUCAAAUGCUUAUUUAUUGUAUGCAGAUGACUAGAUAUAUGCGGUAGGUUUUUAUUAAGUCAGCACUUUGCUCAUCAAGCUCUAUUUACUGGGGAGAUAUAUAAAUAUAUAUUUAAACUGGUAGAGACCAGUUGACACGUGUAGACAUUUUUUCCCUUGUACUGACGAUCGUGGAUUUUGCUGUGUAUGGAUGGAUGUGAAUAUUUAAGGAGUAAUAUUAUAAAAUGUAGUCUGAAUACUUUCCCGUGUUAAUAUAUAUAUUUGUAUUAAUGGAUAAUACAGGGAUUGAUAAAGUUAACUGUUUAGAUGUAGAUUUUCAUAUCAUGUAAAAGAUAAAAGACCAACAUUGGGAACAAUUUUUUUAUUCGUUUACUUUUUUUAUUUUUUUUUAUUUAAGUCAAGACUGAAUUUCUAACCCGAUGUUUUGCGAAUUUCGUUGUAUAAAUAUGAGUUAGGAAAAGUUGUGGAUAAUUAAAAUU